CCAAGGGCCUGGCUUGUGGUAACAAGGCAGAAGAAGAUCCUCAGCAUCACCUCACAAUAUAAAGUGGAAAGCCAUGUGAGAAACUCAGAGAUCAACUGGUCAGCCAACCCAGAAAGCAAGAAAAUAAAAAGCUUCCACUCCUCCCUCAAAGACAUUCUCACUACAGCCAACGGGCCUUUAAGAAAACCAGUAAAGAAUUAUCGAGAUGUCUGGUGCUCUCCUUUGGGUGAUUUGUCCCAAAGAGAAUGCCGGUUUUGCUGCAACAACUUCGUACAGUUUAGUCCCAAAAAUUCGCGCACAAGUAAGAAGUCAUAACUCCAAAGGGUGUUCAAGACUCAAUUUCUCUUCUGGGGUUUUUGCUGCCGCUUCCCUUUCAAGUGCAGUGGCAAACCCACCAAGAUCUUCAGUUGAGAAGGUGUACGAGGUUGUUCUAAAGCAAGCUGCUUUGGUGAAAGAACAGAAAAAAGAGAGAGCUUUGGAUGUUAGAAAAGAAAAGGGUCAAACUGAUAGUAUGACUCGUGGGGAUCUGCUGAAUGGGGCGUACAAUAGGUGUGGCGAGGUCUGUGCUGAGUAUGCCAAGACCUUUUACCUGGGCACAUUACUGAUGACACCAGAGCGACGAAGAGCUGUCUGGGCAAUUUAUGUGUGGUGCAGGAGAACUGAUGAGCUUGUGGAUGGCCCUAAUGCAUCACAUAUCACACCCAAAGCUCUCGACAGAUGGGAGCAAAGGCUGAAUGAACUUUUCGAAGGUCGCCCAUAUGAUAUGUACGAUGCUGCUCUAUCAAACACUGUCUCCAAGUACCCUGUUGAUAUACAGCCCUUCAAGGACAUGAUAGAAGGAAUGAGAAUGGACUUGAAAAAGUCGAGAUACAAGGACUUUGAUGAGCUUUACCUGUACUGCUAUUAUGUUGCCGGGACAGUGGGGCUAAUGAGUGUUCCAGUAAUGGGAAUAGCACCGGAAUCCAAGGCCUCAACAGAAAGCGUCUACAAUGCGGCUUUAGCCCUUGGGAUAGCUAAUCAACUAACCAAUAUACUCAGAGAUGUUGGAGAAGAUGCUAGGAGGGGAAGAAUAUAUCUCCCACAAGAUGAGCUCGCUCAAGCUGGCUUGUCUGAUGAAGACAUUUUUAAUGGGAAAGUGACAGACAAAUGGAGGAGUUUCAUGAAGGUACAGAUAAAGCGUGCAAGAAUGUUCUUCGACGAGGCUGAGAAGGGUGUUGCAGAACUCAAUGAUGCUAGUAGAUGGCCGGUAUGGGCAUCUUUGCUGCUAUAUAAGCAGAUAUUAGAUUCUAUCGAAGCAAAUGACUAUGAUAACUUCUCAAAGAGAGCUUAUGUGGGAAAAACAAAGAAAUUUGCAUCAUUGCCUGUAGCCUAUGGUAGAGCACUCAUGGGUGGUUCUUCUAAAUUCGCCAAGCCAGCAAGUAGUUGAUCACUUCGAUUUUUUGCCCUUGAAUUUAAUUGCUAUGUUACAAAAAAAGAAAAAAGAAAAAACCAAGUCUCAAAGCUAUAAAUUCCCUGCUUAUUUCAUAUGUGAAAUUAAAAAAGAAGAAGCAUAGCAUUGGUUAAUUUUUGCAAUGUCUUUCACCUUUCACUCAACAGAUCGUAGAGGAGCAUUGGUAGCAUUUGUAAUAGAUAAAUUUAUUCUUUUCAUGUCACUUUAAUCAAAUGUCUGUCAUUUGUAUAUUUAUCAUUUUUAUCUCAGGACACAACCAGAUGUAACCUUAUUUACCUUCUAUAUCAAAUAACUAGGAUUCUUUA
This is a messenger RNA of Populus trichocarpa (black cottonwood), 1755 nucleotides long. Its product is annotated as phytoene synthase 2, chloroplastic. Lineage: Eukaryota; Viridiplantae; Streptophyta; Magnoliopsida; Malpighiales; Salicaceae. Bases 206 to 1426 code for a protein of 406 amino acids. Gene Ontology annotation, biological process: carotenoid biosynthetic process. The transcript is spliced from 5 exons. The record is from RefSeq and is a predicted model, not a curated record. Gene Ontology annotation, molecular function: geranylgeranyl diphosphate synthase activity.